Messenger RNA from Schistocerca cancellata (South American locust), 876 nucleotides. Its product is annotated as venom carboxylesterase-6-like. The transcript is spliced from 5 exons. NCBI's taxonomy places the organism in Eukaryota, Metazoa, Arthropoda, Insecta, Orthoptera, Acrididae. The record is from RefSeq and is a predicted model, not a curated record. The coding region runs from base 1 to 876 and encodes 291 amino acids.
AUGGGCCCGUCUUCCUUGUCUCCUACGGUGUCAUACUCGUCACCAUCAACUACCGCCUGGGGCCACUCGCUACAGAACAGCCUCCAUCAAUGGAGUGUGGACACACGAGUAACAGUGCCAAAUUCCACUGCACGCUUCCUGAGCACCGGAGAUGAUGUCGUUCCCGGCAACGCAGGUGUCAAGGAUCAGCACCUGGCGCUGACCUGGGUGAAGCAGAACAUCGCCAGCUUCGGUGGCGACCCAGACCUCGUCACCCUACAGGGGCAGAGUGCGGGAGGCAUGGACGUCUCAUUACAUCUCGUCUCGCCUCUUUCCUCAGGCCUGUUCUCGCGGCUGAUUAUCCAGAGCGGUAACUUCAUCGUGACCUCAGCUCCCCUGGAAGCGGCUCGUAGGAACGCCUUCAGACUGGGGGCUGCCCUCGGCUUCGAGACGGAUGUCUCCCAGCAGCUGGUGGACUUCCUGCGCUCUGUCAACGCUACAGACCUGCUGGUGAACAGCUCACUCAUACUGACAGGCGAGGAGAAGCUGCUGUACUCGUAUGCUCUCUGGUCACCGCAUAUCGAAGCAGAGCAUGAGGGUGCUUUCAUCUCGGAACCUCCAAUCCAGCCGCUCAUCGAUGGCCGUUUCCUGCGAGUGCCCAUCAUGACAGGCGUCACUUCCGGUGAAAAUAAUUUUGGGAUACUUAACGAUACCGAUAAGAUCAACACUCUCAACAACCAGUUCGUGGAGUCGGUGGGGCCCUGUCUGCACCUGUCAACAGUAGAGGAACAACAAGCUGCAGCAGCCAAAGUGAGGGAGUUCUACUUCAGCAAAGACACUAUCUCUGCAGAUAAUCCUGACGCUCUGGUGUAUGUGAGUAAUUGUUACGUCUACUAG